CCUACGAAGGCUGUAGUUUUAAUAUCCCCACCUCAACUCAGUCACAACUGAUUUCGAUAGCUUGAAGCCAGGAAGAAUCGCCUUCACCUGUACCAGUGUUCCAAUGAGAAGUGGUGUUUACUGUUGCUCCAUUUCUUGAUUUGAAAAACGAAAGCAACAUCAGCCUCAGACGUGUAGGACUCCAGUCCAGGAAAGUUCAGUCCACUGUUUCCACACGCAAGAUCUGUGAGGCGGAGAUCCCUCCAUCUGUCAGAAGUGUCCUUUCCGUUGUUGUCAAAUCAAUUUGAACAGACACAAAUACACACACAUCAGCACUUGGUCGACCUAGCUGUCACGUGCACCACCCACCCACACUGAGCAGCCUGUAAGCGUCAAAGUAGGGCCAGUGUGUUCCUAAAGGGGGGUGCUGUUGCCCCCCCUCCUAUGUGUCACAUUUCAGCGGCCUGAGGUUGAUUUAAUUAACCCCGUCGGGAUCCGGACAACGAGUGCAGAGGUCACUGCUGCGGUGCCCCCAUCGUCGACGCCCCGAUGUAUCUGAAGAAGUACUUGACGGAAGGCCUCAUCCAGGUCGCCAUCCUGCUCAGCCUGUCUGGCACCAGGGUGGACGUGGGACUCGAACCCGGCCUCCUGUCGCCCCUGCAUGAGAUGAUGCUGGGGCCAAGCGCAGGGAUCACCCAAACCCAGUUCCAUAACCUGUGGAACCAUCUGGAAGACGGCCAGCCCAGCCACCCCAAAAACGUUGACUUGGACGGGUUCACCUCUCGACGGCUGCUUGGCUUGGUUCGCUCGCUCGAUAGAUUACAGGUGCCAAACACAGAGCUCGAGGCAUGGUUGGUUCACAGAGAGCCGGACAUGCUGCCAGGGGAACACCAUGGCCAGCCCGCCCCACUGGAGAGAGCUCAUGUGAGGCUAGAAGAAGACAUAGCAGGGCCUGGCCUCAAUCCCGGAGACAUCCUCAGAAUCCAGGGGGAAAAUGAGACGGGUAGAGAUGUCCACACGGAGGGUGGAGAGUUGGACGAGAGCCCGCGGCCUCUUAGUGAAUGGAGCCAGGGCUCGGCGUGGAGCGAUCGAUCCCAGCAGGAGGAGACGCAUCGCCGAGUGCUCUCCGACCAUCAGAUGUACAGCAACUCCCUGGACGAGGAGGAAGGAGAGAUGGGCGAUGGAGCAGAAGAGGAGGAGGACCAGGAGGAGGAACCUGCCAGUAGAUCCGAGAGGGAGAGGGAGAGGAGAGAUUCUGUCAGCGACAGUGAGUCGGCUCAGAAUGAUGAAGAGCAGGAGUCGCUCUCUCUUCAGGAGUGUUUGAGGUUGUUGGAGCACACGUUUCCCUUAACACAUCAGCCAUCGGAGGAGAUCUUGCCUACGAUUGGAGGAGCAGUGGAUCAUGAGUAUCUGUUUGCAGAGAGAGGCCCCCUGCUGUCCCCUCUGAUUCCCUCAGAGCAGCCCCCCCUGGACCUCGAGCUACAGUGGGAAGACCUGUUGGCAAUCAUGGAGCCUCAUGGUCUGGAUGUUAGCACCCGGUUUCCAAGUUACCAAGAUGGGCCAGUUCAGACUCCAUUGGAUGCUGCCAUUUUGAGCAAUUACCAAAGCAACUCAAACAGCCGCAAUGACAAUCAGAUGAUUUACCAAGAUGUUCAUCUGAUGGAGGCUGCUCUGCCACUAGGCACCAUUUCCCUACACCAUCCAGAAACACGCCUUCUACCGCUGACCCCAAGCACAGAGUUGGAUCAACACAACAUGAGUUUAAACCUGAGCGAGGCUUUGGAGAAUAUGGACGUCAAUAGCUCACCUAGAACUCCAUACCAUACAAAUCUGAUUUCUGGCGAUCCUUUGGAUGACCUUAACAUGGGCGUCAAUGUUGAAAAUGGUUACACAGCAUUUGACAUGAACCCACUCACGCAAGACGCUGAAGAUAACUUAAUCACUGAUAACACUGGUCUAGGAGAUCCCAGUAACUUUGACAUAAACUUCUAUCCCAAUGACUUUACCUCGGCCAGCUUGACCCAUCAAGAGCUGAGUGGUGCGAAUCCCAAUCUGCCAAUACUCCCUCUAAGUCAUUUAUUGGUUGAUGAUGAGGAAGAGGGUGAUUACGGUCUUGCCGGCCCCUUGGGGGAGCUUCUUGAGGAUCCCACCAUCCUGGAAGAGAUGAGCCUGUUGGAUCUGGCUCUAGAGGAAGGCUUCAGUCCGGAGAUGGCAGCUCGGCUAGAAGAGGAGGGUUACCUUGUCCCUGAGCAAGCCAAUAGGAACACGGGCCCAUACGACACCGUCAUGCCCGACAAUGAGGAAGACGAUGGCGGUACAUCAUGGUCAAGGAUGGCUCAGGGUGGCUCCAGAACACUUCGCCAAGAGAGUGGGGAGAAGGCCGACUCGGAUUCUGGACUCUCUUUGGACUGCAGCUUCAGCCCUGCCUCUCCUUGUGGCUCUGAAUCCUCCUGCUAUUCCUCCUCGUCCUCUUCUUCUUCUUCUUCUUCAUCCGGCUCGAGUGAAGGAGGUCUUUAUUCUGAGGAGAAUGACCAGAAGGAUGAGGAGGGGGAAAUUAACCUGGACAUGGAGCUGGAAGUGACCAUAAAGCAGGAAGAAGAGGAGGGGGCCGUCGGAGGAUACUACUCCUCCGAUGUGAACAAAAUGGUCCCCUCCAGCUAUCAAGAAGAAAAGCUCUUCAACGGCCUGCCUUGGCAGGAGCAUAUCGGCCAUGAUCACUCCUACAACCAGGCCUGGCCCUCCUCCCCCACCUCUGUUACCGGAAAGACUUCCAAGAAAAAAUCCAAGUAUUCAUCCCGACAGAGCAGAACCAAGUCGUAUUCCCGGUCCUCCGCUGAACAAUUUGUGGAGGCCGAACUAUGGAAUCGGGACGACCGCAGGGCGCAGUCCUUGAAGAUCCCCUUCUCCAACGAACUGAUCAUCAACCUACCGGUGGACGACUUCAACGAGCUCCUGGCCAAUCACCGUCUCAACGAGCAGCAGCUGAACCUGGUGAGGGACAUACGCCGCCGGGGAAAGAACAAGAUGGCUGCCCAGAACUGCAGGAGAAGGAAGCUAGGUGCCCUGCAGGGACUGGAGGUGGAUGUGUCCGGGCUGAGGCGGCGGCGUGCGUGGCUGCGCCGGGAGAAGCAGGAAGCGCUGAAGUCUCUGCAGGAGAUGGAGCAGAGGCUGGAGGGGCUUUACCAGGAAGUCAUGUUCAGCCUGAGAGACGAGGAAGGCAGGCCAUUGGACGCCACAGAUUAUGCUCUUCAGUUUGGAGCCAAUGGGAGUGUCACCGUCACCCCACGGCGACAAGGGACAUUACCACGAGGUGACAGUAAAGGCGGCAAGAAACACAGAGAUAAGAAGUAACUUUUCCUUGGAGAGGAAAGAACGCCAGUGUUCACUGGGAUGUUCAAUGUACACAGGAAGUAGACUUUACCGCCAAGCUAAAGACUUUGUUGCCUUCCUAGCUGAAAGGUUAAUUGGGAGAGGACCCUUAUCCAAUGACUUUGUUACCAAAUUUGGUUCUGGGUAUAUGAUUAUUCAGGGUAUAUUAAUCAAAACUGUUGUUGGCUGGAACAGUUCAACUCUAAUAAGCUUUAAAACCAAAGAAAGGACAAUGAAAUGCUGUGUGUUCAAAUUUGAAACUGAAAUCCCCAAAAUCUUAAAUGGAAUGAGCAAUCCGGUAUUGUGUUAAGGUGUGUAUCCAAAAAAGGCGAAAAAACACAUAACUAUCUUUGCCAAGGAUGUAUGACUGUGCUAUAUUGUGUUAAACUAUCAUAUCAUGUAUUUGAAAUAGCACAUGGGUGUUAUGUUUGUGAAUGACAGUGAGGCUGGAUCCUGGCUGUCCGUAUCUCAUCCUAAUCAGAGUUCCUGUCUCCUCUGAAGUUAUUCUAAAAUAGGUAGUACUGUAUAUUCUUUUUUCAUAUUAUGAAAAAAUGUCAAUGUUAGCCUUAAAAACUACCAUAGAGGAUUGAUUCUGGGAUUGGCCUUCAUUCAUUUGUUUUCAUUAAUUCCGAUUUUUUUCUCCAACCUCCUGGCCCCCCUUUGCUUUAUAUUUCAAAUUUCUACCAUUUAUGUCCUAUUAGAAUGUACCAUUUUAAACCUGGCUUCCAGAAACCAUAAAACACAGAUAUUAUAUGAAAGGAGUAGGUAAGGUUGGCAAUCAUGAGGUUUAUGUCCAUCUUGCCCUGGUAGGUGUUGUUUAGCCCCAUAGCUAUUAUUGGAUCAAGCAGUCCUAAUAUGUUAUAGCAGAACUUCUGGGGGGAAGACGCCAGAGAGCCUGGGCUGGAAACCAAAACUGGUAGAAUUACGCCUUAUUCCCUUACAGAUAUUCUACCGAAGUAAUUUGCCUAAUUGGCGUCAACUAUUGCCAGCUGAGUUUGUGUUUGCCAAUAACACACUUACAGAUCCCAGCCUCCAGCAACAUGAUUGGUCGAAAGAUGUUUGCCCAGAUUUGAGCUUUUCAGACUUUAGAUACUGAUUUUAAAUCUGAUUUGUGAGUAGCCCAUUGCUAAGAGCAAAAUGCAAAUGUUAGUGGAUCUACCAGCAAAACUAACAAGCACAUGGAAUGCACUCCUUUUUCGGAUGCAUGGAUUAUCAGAUCCAGGAAGAUUGAAUAAAAUCCAGACGACUCGAACUUGUGGAUACCACGUGGGAUGAUACAGUAUCAUGAUAUUCACAUCCAGAUCUCUUCUAAUCUGUAGAGAUGAGCACAAUGGAAAACCGAAAGGUAUUAAUAUAUCGUAUUGUAAGAAUAUCUCAGGGGUAGUUUGAAACGUAGUAGCGACACAAGUAGUUGACUUGAGCUUUCUGGAACUAGAUGAGGUACCACAGACCUGUUCUAAUUCUCGAGCAAGAAUAAAGACUAGGUUCCAAUUCAAAUAAAUUAUUGCCCCCCCACCCUUCUUUAGAACUGAUUAUAUAAAAUGAAUGCCCUUACAUCAAAAUCAUGUUUUGUGAUACAUGCUGUUUAAAGUGUUCAUUUGGGUGCUUGAUGCAAAAAUAAAAAGCGCUACAAGUUAUUCAUGUUUAGAAAAAGUUACGCACGGUACAAUUUUUUUUUUAAUCAGGGUUCAAAACCAUUAUAGUGGGCCAUUUACAAACUACAGCUUUAACAUUGAAUAUUUCAGCAUAUUCAUACAAAAGUUAUGCAUUGCACCAUCACCCUAACCUCAAAAGCUUUAUCAAGUUAGAAAAGGUAUUGACCCCCUCUGUUCUGACAGUGACAUUUAAGUGUAUAAAACUGAAGAUCUAGAUUGUACAAUAUAUAUAAAGAAAGUCCAAAAAUCCUGAACUUUUAUGACUUUGAAAUGUAUGUUUAUUUAAUUUGUAAUUAAAUUGAUUUGGUUUAUUAUCCGUUUCUUUUGGUUUUAGAUUUGUAAUGUUUGUUUGCUGGUGACUUUGUACUUUCAGAUUAAUUAAAAAUGUUUUUCAAUGAGUGGAAACACCCUUUUUUCCUUUGCAAAAGUUAAGGAUUUAAAGUGCGAGCAUAAAAGUUCUGCUGUGAAAGGAGGUCAACAAUAUUUUGGUUCAGUCUUUUCCAUUUGUAUUUAUAUUAUUUGACAUUCCGUAAAAGAAAAAUCCUGCACUUUUGGAUUAAUCUGUCACAUUGUCCGGGGAUGAAGAGACCACAAACAUUUACCAAAGCA
Molecule: messenger RNA, 5612 nt
Organism: Gadus chalcogrammus (walleye pollock)
Lineage: Eukaryota; Metazoa; Chordata; Actinopteri; Gadiformes; Gadidae
Product: endoplasmic reticulum membrane sensor NFE2L1-like
Exons: 9
Coding region: 529-3330 (933 amino acids)
Biological process (GO): regulation of transcription by RNA polymerase II
Cellular component (GO): nucleus
Molecular function (GO): RNA polymerase II cis-regulatory region sequence-specific DNA binding; DNA-binding transcription factor activity, RNA polymerase II-specific
Source: RefSeq, a predicted model, not a curated record